UCAAAUUAUUUGAUUAAGUUCCCUAUUACACUAUUUGAGUUAUGUAUUUUUAAGACGUAACUGUAGAUUCAGUCAUAUAUUUUUUAUUUUUUAAUACUUUUAAUAUAUUUUGCUCAGCUUAAUAAUAUGUCACUACUAUCGGUGAAGACCAACGAAAAUGUUUCAUUAUGUGUUUUGGUUUCCGAUGAAAAUCCCGAACUAAAAUUUAUACUUCUGGAUAACGAACCUUUAAUAUUAGGUAGAACACAACAGACUGGAAUUGUUGAUCAAAGAAUGUCGAAAAAUCAAAUGAAAUUUGUUGCCGACUAUUCUACGGCUCGAGUAUUGGUUGAACAAUUAGGUAGCAACAAGUCAGCUGUUAACGAUGAAUCUAUGAUUAAAGGAGAAAAGAGACUCUUAAACCAUGGAGACAAAGUGGCACUGUUGUUUAACAGCAAUUAUACAUAUCAUUUGGAUUUUAUUACACCUCCUACUUAUGGUGUAGACUCCAACAAAAGGACAACUAAUUGUUUGGAUAAAGAAAUUUCACCUAAAAAACCUCGCUCAGAUUGUACAUCUAAAUAUGAAACUAGAGAUGAAAUUGCUCCUAAAAAACCUCGCUCAGAUUCUACAUCUAAUUGGGAAACUAGAGAUGGUACAUUGUUGGUUUAUAAUAGUUCAAAUAUUGUUCAUAAAGAUAAGAUAGCAGCAUUUGAUAUGGAUGGAACACUAAUUGUUACACAGUCUGGUAAAGUGUUUCCUGUUGAUGAGAAUGAYUGGCAAAUUUAUAGUCCAGAAGUUAUUACAUCUAUUAACAAAUUGUCUGAUGACGGUUACAAAAUAGUGAUAUUUACUAAUCAAGGUGGUAUUGGGGUUAAUAAUGUAAAUGAAAAAACAUUUAAAAAGAAAAUUGAAAAUAUCCUCAAAACUAUAAAAACACCAGUUCAAGUAUUUAUAGCCACUCGAAAAGAUAUAUACAGAAAACCUGCACCAGAAAUGUGGAAUAUAUUGGUUUCUGAUUACAAUGGAGGGUUAUCAAUUGAUAUAGAUAAAAGUUUUUUUUGUGGUGAUGCAGCAGGCAGACCUUCUCGUUCUAGUGCUGACGGUAAACCAAUAAAAAAAGACCAUUCAUGUUGUGACCGCUUAUUUGCCUUGAACAUUGGUCUCAAAUUUUAUACUCCUGAAGAAUAUUUUUUAAAAGAAUCUACUGAAGAAUUGUAUACAUUACCAGCAUUUAAUCCAAAUGAUGUUAUGUCUAAUAUCCUCUAUACAGAUUUAACAUCAAAAAUUUUAUUUUCCCCUAAUAAAGAAAUGAUCAUAAUGGUUGGCUGUCCUGGAUCUGGAAAAAGUUAUUUUGCAUCAAAUAAAUUAUUUUGUCAUGACCGAAUGAAAAUAAUUAAUAGAGAUACACUAGGCUCGUGGCAAAAAUGUAUUUCCGAGGCUAAAAAAUACUUAAGUGGUGUUAGUUGGAGUGUUGUGAUUGACAAUACAAAUCCUGAUAUAGAAUCAAGAAAACGUUUCAUUGAUUUAGCCAAAAGUUUAAAAAUCCCAUGCAGAGUAUUUUUAAUGAAUGUAUCCAAAGACCAUGGAAAACAUAACAAUAAAUUUCGAGAACUUACUGAUAGAAAACAUCAAAAAGUAUCAGAUGCUGCAAUUAAUAUUUACUUUUCAAAAUUCCAAGAACCAUCCAAAAAUGAAGGUAUUGACGAAAUAGUUAAAAUAAAUUUCGUUCCUCAUUUUAAAGAUCCUGAUCAUGAGAAGCUAUAUAGAAUGUAUUUGCUCUGAUAUAAGUAAUUUUAAUUCUUUUAAAAGCUUAUUAUAUUCAAAUUGUAAUUAUAUAAUCCA
Diuraphis noxia (Russian wheat aphid) is the source of this 1824-nucleotide messenger RNA. RefSeq lists its product as uncharacterized. Lineage: Eukaryota; Metazoa; Arthropoda; Insecta; Hemiptera; Aphididae. Gene Ontology annotation, molecular function: polynucleotide 3'-phosphatase activity; double-stranded DNA binding; protein binding. Gene Ontology annotation, biological process: DNA repair. The record is from RefSeq and is a predicted model, not a curated record.